AGCGCGAGCGCCAGCGGCACAGUGUACAACCGUAGGAGAAGCGCGUACAGGGCGCGAGCCGGACUGUGACCGGGUUAUGGCACGAAUCUGAGACUGAACCUGGAGCGCGUCCUGACUCGGGCAGCUCAGAGAUGCGGAGCCAUCGGUGUUCGGCUCACUCGAGUUAUUUGUGUUACUUGACUGUUUGCUUAACUGGGUGUCCUGGAUCUCUCAGUCACACCCUGUGUGUGUUCAGACCAAGCUGCCACCAUCAGCUCUGUACACAGGGUUAAAUGCUGGACCUGGCUGAGGAGAGCAGGGCUGCAAAACCACCAAGAAACCACGCAGGAUGUCUUGGGUCAGCGGCUUUUUAGUCACCCGUGCGGACGAGCACAAGACGGCGUGGGGCGAGCGCAAUGGGCGCAAGCGGUGGCGUAAGAGGGACUGGCGCCGACGCUACAUGAGCUGCCUGGCUGACCCCGAAGCCGCCGAGGCUCCUCCCCACGCCGGAGCCGGCGCCGGAACGAGCACCUUCAGCACACGCUGCGUCUGGCAAGAAGACCACUACGGGAAGAAAGGAGACCUUACCAUUGAGGAUGGCGAAUCUAAAAGGAUGAAGGAAGAAGACGAGGACGAGAAGGAAGAGGACGGCGAAGUGGGCACGACCGUUUUAGGGUGCCUGUCGCAGCUCGUGCACGUUUUCCAGUCCAAGCAGUUCGAGUCGGCGAAACUGGAGCGCCUCUACCAGCGCUAUUUCUUCCGGUUGAACCAGAGCUCGCUGACCAUGCUCAUGGGCGUGCUUGUGCUGGUGUGCGGACUCAUGCUGACAUUUCACUGUGUGCUCAGGACUCAGGAUGUAAAUGUCCCCUACGUGUCUGUACUCGCCGUAGCGAUGGCGCUCUUCCUGUCCAUGAUGGUGGUGUGUAACCGCACCGGCUUCCACCAGGACUGCAUGUGGAUAGUGAGCUACCUGGUAGUGGCGGUCCUGGUGGUGGUGCAGUCGUUCGGCGUCUUCAUGGUGGAACCACGGAGCGCCUCGGAGGGCGUCUGGACUUCGGUGUUCUUCGUCUAUAUCACCUACACACUGCUGCCUGUGCGCAUGACAGCGGCGGUGCUGUGCGGAGUGGCGCUCUCCUGCAUCCACCUGAUCACAGCCUGGCGCCUCAACCUGGAGGACAGCUUCCUCUGGAAACAGUUAUGUGCAAAUGGACUAAUUUUUCUUUGCACCAACAUCAUUGGGAUCUGCACGCACUACCCAGCUGAGGUGUCUCAGAGACAAGCCUUUAAAGAGACCAGAGGCUACAUCCAGGCCCGACUCCACCUGCAGAGAGAGAACCAGCAGCAGGAGCGCCUUCUGCUUUCGGUGCUGCCCCGACAUGUUGCCAUGGAGAUGAAGGAAAAUAUCAACGCCAAGAAGGAAGAUAUGAUGUUCCACAAGAUCUACAUACAGAAACACGACAACGUCAGCAUCCUCUUCGCAGACAUCGAAGGCUUUACAAGUUUGGCGUCUCAGUGCACAGCGCAGGAGCUGGUGAUGACACUUAAUGAACUGUUUGCUCGUUUUGACAAAUUAGCCUGGGAGAACCACUGUCUCAGGAUAAAGAUCCUGGGCGAUUGUUACUACUGUGUGUCUGGCUUGCCGGAGCCGCGAGCGGAUCACGCGCACUGCUGUGUAGAGAUGGGAGUGGACAUGAUAGAGGCCAUCUCGCUGGUGAGAGAAAUCACCGGUGUCAACGUGAACAUGCGGGUCGGGAUCCACAGCGGGCGCGUGCACUGCGGAGUUCUGGGCCUGCGCAAGUGGCAGUUUGAUGUCUGGUCCAAUGACGUCACACUCGCCAACCAGAUGGAGGCUGGAGGCAAAGCAGGACGUAUCCACAUCACUAAAGCUACACUGCAGUAUUUAAACGGGGACUACGAAGUGGAGCCGGGCUUCGGCGGAGAGAGGAACGUCUACCUCAAAGACAACAACAUCGAGACCUUCCUGGUGCUCGGCUGCAGCCAGAAAAGAAAAGAAGAAAAGGCUAUGAUGGCUAAACUGCAUCGCGCCAGAGCCAACUCAUCUGAGGGGUUAAAGCCUCGCUGGGUGCCUGAGAGAUCCUUCUCUAGGAACAAAGACUCCAAAGUUUUCAGGCAGAUGGGUAUUGACGAAGCCUCAAGCAAAGACAACCGAAGUGCUCAGGAGGCCCUGAACCCCGAGGAUGAGGUGGACGAGUUUUUAGGACGUGCCAUAGAUGCUCGCAGCAUCGAUCAGCUACGCAAAGACCAUGUCAAGAAGUUCCUGCUCAGGUUUCAGACACCGAUUCUAGAGAAAAAGUACUCUAAGAAGGUGGAUGAUCGAUUCGGGAGUUACGUGGCCUGUACGCUGGUGGUGUUUUGCUUCAUCUGCUUCAUCCAGAUCACAGUUUUUACACACACAACACUAAUGCUUGGCAUCUUCAUCAGUAUCUUUAUAAUCCUCGCCAACAUCCUCUUCGUAUGUGCCAUCUACUCCUGUAUUAAGCUCUUCCCUGUGGUCUUGCAGAAGGUGUCAAAGAAGAUAGUCGAGUCUCGCACUAACAGCACAUUAGUAGGAAUCUUCACCAUACUGCUUCUGUAUCUCUCCGCGUUUGUCAACAUGUUCACGUGUGACAGGGAGGGUCUGAUUCAGUGUGUAGCUCAGGACCGGAACAUCUCCGAGAGCGCCGUGACACUGUGCUUUCUGCAAAACCUGACCCACACCGCGGACGACACACUCGCGCUCUGUCCCAGCCACAAGAUACCGUGUCCUUUCCCUGAGUAUUUCACCUACAGUGUGCUGCUGACUCUGCUGGCCUGCUCUGUCUUCCUGCACAUCAGCAGUAUAGGCAAGCUGGCAUUAAUGCUGCUCAUUCAGCUCAGCUUCUUGCUGCUGGUCGAGUGGCCUCUCGUGGUGCUGUUCGAUAACACCGACCUGCUGGUGUCCGCCAACGCGCUGUCUGGUUUCAAUAAAACAGAGCCUUGCUCUGAGAAUGUGAGCAAGGUGCCACUGAAGAUGAUGACGCCGGUAAUCCUCACCGUAUUCGUGCUGGCGCUGUAUCUGCACGCACAGCAGGUCGAAUCCACCGCACGCCUCGACUUCCUGUGGAAACUACAGGCUACAGAAGAGAAAGAGGAGAUGGAGGAGCUGCAAGCCUAUAACCGUCGUCUCCUUCAUAACAUCCUGCCGAAAGAUGUGGCUGCCCACUUCCUGGCCCGGGAGCGGUGCAACGACGAGCUUUACUACCAGUCAUGCGAGUGCGUGGCUGUGAUGUUCGCCUCCAUCAGUAACUUCUCCGAGUUCUACACGGAGCUCGAGGCUAACAACGAGGGCGUGGAGUGCUUGAGACUGCUCAACGAGAUCAUCGCUGACUUUGACGAGAUCAUCAGUGAAGAUCAGUUCAAGCAGCUAGAGAAGAUCAAAACGAUAGGAAGCACGUACAUGGCGGCGUCGGGCCUGAACGACUCCACGUUCGACAGAGAGGGCCGCUCACACAUCUUGGCGCUAGCUGACUACGCCAUGAGGCUACGGGAGCAGAUGAAGUACAUCAACGAGCACUCGUUCAACAACUUCCAAAUGAAGAUCGGGUUGAACAUCGGUCCUGUGGUAGCUGGUGUGAUCGGAGCCCGAAAGCCGCAGUACGACAUCUGGGGAAACACGGUCAACGUGGCGAGUCGCAUGGACAGUACGGGAGUACCUGAUCGCAUCCAGGUGACCACCGAUCUGUACCAUGUGCUCGCCAGUAAAGGGUACCAGCUGGAGUGCCGCGGCCUCGUCAAAGUCAAGGGGAAAGGAGACAUGACCACGUACUUCCUCAACAGUGGCCCUUCAAGCAGUUAACACUGAUCACAUGCCUCCAGUUGCACUGAAGUGAACAGAGACGAAACUCUAAGUGGAACAUCAAGCGCACUUUUUUCUCUCGUUCUUUUCUUUUUCUUUUCUUUUUUUUUUUUUUUUUUUGCCAGUUUGGAGUAUAACCACUGAAGGGCUCGCAGCCGAGCCCCGUAACGGAGGUGUUGAACACAUGCACACACUGAGAACAAGUUCUCAUUCUUAGCUGCUCUCACAGACCGUCCGAUCGAGUGAGCUGUCUAAGAGCCGUGGCCUUAGAUGGAAACAAGAAGGAUUGCGUUUAAUUAUUUUUUUGACCGAUUUUUAAAGAAACGACAAACAUAAAAAAAAUGCACAAAUACACAUAUAUGCAAGGAUGAAGUAAGAAUGCAGACGACCAAAGAACAAAAAAUGUUUGAUAUAGGAACACUACAUAUGUUUCAUAAGUCUGAACAAUUUCCAGUUGACAGAUUGACUUUUUUUUUCUUUUCCUUUUUUUUUUUAUGAUUGUCGACACGACCACACGUUUUGUUCUCUGAUGCAAUUAAGACUCUUUCUCGCCAUGUACGGUACCAUGAAGGCUUCGGAUAUCAGAGAGGGUAAAAAAAAGCAAAAAAACUUUAAUUCAUGGCUUAUUGGUACAUUUUUAUAGUGUUUUUUCGGGGACUCUGGGAACCAUGAAGUGAAGAAACAGAACUGUAUGAAGGACAGACGUUGACGCCGGGCAUGGGAAAUGUAUUUUAUUGUUUAUGUUGUCGUAAGUUAAAUACGUGUGGGUGUCCGUGUGAGAUCAAGCGAGCGAGCGUGAAUCCAUCGUCAUCUUUUAAAGGGCAUAACUUGUCACUGUGAGAUUUAUAUAAUCUAUGUGCAAUUAUUUUAUUGCCAAAUCGACUGCUCCCAGGCAUGUCUGACUUUCCUUAUCAACGUUUCUUUCUCUGUCCAUUCCUCGUAAAUGAGUUCAUUUCCUUAAUUGUAUUCCAGUUCCUUGUUUCGUUCUAAAAGGAGAAAAAAAAAAACUAGCAGUGAUGUUGCCACCGUGCUGGUUUUAAAUGCUUUUAUUUUUUGAUCCUUCUUAUAAAAAUGUUUCAAUCUACAGAUCGUUUAUCAUUUCAGGUAAUUAUACUCAGUCCAAUGUCGAGUGACCAAAAGAAAAAACAACAGUUCAGUGACUUAAAUAAAUGUGUUCAUAGAUUUGUGUUCAACAGAUUGAACAUAAAGCGAGUAGUAUAUUAAGUGCAAAACAAAUGAACCACUCUUCGGUUCAUUACCAAGAAAAAUCGUACAAAUUAUACUGUAGGUUUACCACACAGUGUGUUGCAUAAGUAUUGACACCCCCCAACCCCCUUCCACAUUUCUGUAGAGAUGAAAUGGACCUAUAAUGUUAAAAAGCGUAUCCGCUGCACACAGCUGUAGUACAUUCGGUUAGUCACUGAGUAAACAAGCCGACGUCUACUUUAAUUAGAGUUUGAAAACUCAAAGAGUUUUGACACCCCGACCUUCAACGUGUGCUAGUGUCAAAUCACCAGCUUCUAAACCUGUUUGUCAGACAUACUGUACACCCAGCUCUCUAAAGCUCUGGAGAGAGACUGACACAUUGGACCGAUUACGCAACGUUACACUGGAAAACACAAAUUCGUUUAUCUCGGAAAAGUGUUGCUACUAUCAGGACGAAAUGUUCCCCCUUUACCAUUAUCACCCAAUAGCAAUACGCCCAAUCUGAAACCGACAUCAGGUAUCUGUCUGACACUGUACUCGUACUCGUAAACGCUAUGUCAAACAAACCUAAUGCUAACGCGGUAAAGAAAAGAAAACAAGAAAAAGGAAGUCUUUUGACAAUUUAAUGGCAACAAUAAACUAUCCGGAAUCAGA
Molecule: messenger RNA, 5674 nt
Organism: Clarias gariepinus (North African catfish)
Lineage: Eukaryota; Metazoa; Chordata; Actinopteri; Siluriformes; Clariidae
Gene: adcy6b
Product: adenylate cyclase 6b
Exons: 23
Coding region: 329-3814 (1161 amino acids)
Biological process (GO): adenylate cyclase-activating G protein-coupled receptor signaling pathway; intracellular signal transduction; cAMP biosynthetic process
Cellular component (GO): plasma membrane
Molecular function (GO): adenylate cyclase activity
Source: RefSeq, a predicted model, not a curated record